This is a messenger RNA of Cryptomeria japonica (Japanese cedar), 563 nucleotides long. RefSeq lists its product as uncharacterized. The transcript has 3 exons. The record is from RefSeq and is a predicted model, not a curated record. NCBI's taxonomy places the organism in Eukaryota, Viridiplantae, Streptophyta, Pinopsida, Cupressales, Cupressaceae. The coding region runs from base 24 to 398 and encodes 124 amino acids.
UGUUAUCAUUUUUCAUACAGGAAAUGGUAAUAGUUGCAUUAGAUUCGACUAGGCCUCCUAAGGUUACAGGAGAACUAUACGAGGCUUUGGUGUGCAUUUGUUCUACAUAUGUUAAAAAUAUUUGUUCUAUCUAUUUUGUCAACAACUUUGGGUUAUUAACUUAUAAAAUUGUCUUUAACCUAUUACAGGCCCCUUCCAAACUUCCUACUAAUGUUCUACCAUUCCAUUUAAGUAGAAGUCCUACACGUAUAAUAUGGGAUCCAACACGACCAAGGGAAAAGUUACAACCCCCUUCAAGACAUCCCACGGAUCCUCAACCUCACCCAAUUGUAGAAGACAUAGAUGAGCCACGUCCUGCUUCGAAGAGGCUCGAUUUUGAUGAUCCGCCACAGUCAUAGAUAUGAUGGUAUGAUGAAAGAAUAAGUAUCCGGUAGAUUAAUGAGAGGGGGGGUGAAUCAGUAAAUAAAAAAACUGAUACAAACUUCCCAAACUCAAACUCAAUCACACAAAGUAAACUUAUCAAUGAAAUACUGCUAUCAAGAUCAAUACUCAUAAGAAUAUCG